GACGUGUGGCGUAGGUUUGGGGCUUGGUAUGGCGUUGGAGUGAGGGGGAUAUAUAAUGAGAUGGGUGCGCACAAAGUUGAAUGCAUUAACGAUCUGAUCUGAAUGUUUUGCGCAUCUACCUUGAUUUGUUUUCUAAUUGUUCAAGCGAUUUCAUUUCUUCUUCCAGAAAGUAAUACGUCUUGACCUACCUUUCGAUUAUCUGAUUUUCGAACCUGUAUAUCUUCCAAUAUGUUGACUACAUACCUCACUCGCCUCGCAUGCGCCGCAGCACUCUUUGUUCGAACUCAUGCUCAGAACAGCAGCAUCCCAGCCGACCUAUCCAUCGGCUUCGAGACUAGCAGCGUCUCCUUCCAAGUCUCCUACGUCGGGGACCCCGAAAACGGCUUUAAAGACGGAACGACCUUCAAGAAAGCAGACGUAGCCAAAGAGCCCGAAUUCGCCUUCGGCGACUCCUCGGGCAUCGCCACCGCCACAAAAUACCUCAUCGUCCUGCUCGACAUCUCCUGCGACUCCGCGCGGACCCUGCACUACGCGAAACCCGACUUCAAAUACGACUUCGACAUCACCUCCAUCUCGUCCAACGCCACCGCGAUUCAAGAAUAUAAGCCGCCUGGCGCGUUCGGCGAGACGGGCGAUGGGCGGAAGUACGCGUUCUUGUUCUAUAACCAGCCUGGGAACAAUGAUAUUGCGACGAUGAAGAUACCGAAGGAGGGAGAGGCGUUCGAGGUCAAGUCAUUCCAAGAUGAUAACGGGCUUGUGGAUUCGGUGGCGGGGGUGGAGAUGGUGGUGAAUCUUGGAGGGAGUGUGAGUUGUGACGGGAAGGCUGCUGCGACGGGGGCGAGUACGGCUGCUGCUGCGAGCAGUGGGGCAUCUAAGACGAGUUCAGUUGGGGACGCAAGCGCUGCGACUGCGUCUGCCAGUACGACGGGAAGUCCUAAGAGUUCAAAAUCGGCGGCAGGGUUUACGACUACGCCCUUGGGUGGACUUGAAGGCCCUAGUUCGUCGGCGAAAGAUCAGUCAACGGAGCUUGUUGCGGCGUCAACAGCACUUGUAGGCACUUCGCAGACGGGUGCAUCAGCGUCUGGUCAGACGGCGAGUGGAACGGCUACUGGAGCGGCGGCCACUGCGACCGGCGCGGCAUCAGUAUUGUCGCUAGCUACGACGAAGUAUGUGAUUGUAGCUUCGCUGUUUAUGUUUGCGGGCUUAUUGGCAUUUUGAAGCAUGAUAGG
Messenger RNA from Mytilinidion resinicola, 1229 nucleotides. RefSeq lists its product as uncharacterized. The coding region runs from base 229 to 1218 and encodes 329 amino acids. NCBI's taxonomy places the organism in Eukaryota, Fungi, Ascomycota, Dothideomycetes, Mytilinidiales, Mytilinidiaceae. The record is from RefSeq and is a predicted model, not a curated record. The transcript has 2 exons.